AUGCCAGAGCCAGCUCCUCCUUCCACGGCCCAAUCUGCAAAAGACCGUCUCGCCCAAGUCUCCGCCCACGUCUCUCCUCCCGCCGCAAACACGCCCAAGAAGCGUCGACGCCGCACUUCCAACCAGUCAGACCUUCCAGCCGACUACUCCGAUAUCCUGAAUCAACUAGAAAAGCUCCGCACCAUAGCCGCGACUCCAGAUCCCAAGAACAGAGGUUAUGUACGCCAAAAACAAGCCGGCAAGCUGUGGGUCCGCGAACGCGUAGACCAGCUCCUCGACGCCGGUACUUUCAGAGAAGUCGGCAGCGUGAGCGGCACAGUCACUUGGAAGCAUUUGGGCGGAACGAAAGAAGAGCCAAUUGACUACGUACCCUCGAACAACGUGCAAGGCUUCGGCAAGCUCGGCGGCCGCAACAUCGUCUUCACGGCCGAUGACUUCACUAUCCGCGCCGGCCACGCAGAUGGCGCGCUUGCGGAGAAGACAAUGUAUAUGGAGAAGCUGUCGUAUACGAUGAAGCUGCCGAUCGUGAAGUUGGUGGAUGGGUCGAGUGGCGGCGGCAGUGUGAGCACGAUCAAGAAGGAAGGGUUCUCGUACAUCCCGCCCAUGUCGACCUUUCCGUGGGUUGUCAAGCAGCUGAAUGCUGGAAUUCCGAAUUUGGGAGCUGUCGUGGGUCCAGCGAUUGGGUUGGGAGCUGCGAGAGUCACGGUGUGCCAUUUCUCGGUCAUGGCUGCUGAUGUGGGAAGUUUGUUCAAUGCGGGACCGCAGGUCGUUGCGGGCGCGACAUUCGAAGAAGGCCUCUCCUUCACCGACCUCGGCGGCCCAGCCGUGCACUGCACAAACGGCACCAUCGACAACCUCGCCGCCGAUGAAUCCGAAUGCUUCUCCCAGCUCCGCACAGUCCUCAGCUACCUCCCCAGCUCUGGCGACUCGCUGCCACCUGUAACACCUAGCUCCGACCCCGUUGACCGCACCUCCCCUGAGCUCCGAUCCAUCAUCCCCCGCAAGCCCGAACGCAUGUACGACCCCCGCAAGGUCAUCACCACCGUCGUCGACGCCGGCUCCUUCUUCGAGAUCGGCGCGCUCUGGGGCACCACAGCCAUUACGGGGCUCGCGCGGCUCGGCGGCCGGCCUGUCGGCAUCAUCAGCCUGAACUGCGAGAUCAACGCCGGAGCACUAGACGCGUUCGGCAGCCAGAAACUGACGCGGCACCUAAAGUUCCUGGAUAUCUUCAACAUCCCACUGCUGCAGUUUGUCGAUGUGCCCGGGUAUGCGAUCGGCACGGUUGCGGAACGCACGGCGACCAUGCGGCAUGGUGUUAAUCUCGCUGUCGCGUAUUUCAGUACGACGAUGCCUGUGUUUAGUGUUGUGACGAGGAGGGUGUACGGUGUGGCUGGGGGCAUUAUGCUGGACUGCCGGGAGCCGAGAUGCCGUAUCGCGUGGCCGUCCGGCAACUGGGGGUCUCUGCCUCUGAAAGGAGGCGUCGAGGUGGGUCAUGCGCAUGAGCUGAGUCAGAUCAGGAAGGAGAAGGGAGAGGAGGCGCGGAAGGAGAGGUUAAGGCAGCUGAAUGAGGAGUAUGAGCGCUUGAUGAAUCCGGUGAGAACGGCGAAUGCGUUCGGGGUAGAGCAGAUAGUAGACCCGGCGCAUACUAGAGGGAUCGUGGCGGAGUGGGUUAGACAUGUUUAUGAGGUGCUGCUGCCAGUCAGGGUGAUGGAGCGGGUGAGUGGGAAGUUACAGCCGAGCUUUGCGUGA
Messenger RNA from Coniosporium apollinis CBS 100218, 1749 nucleotides. RefSeq names its product propionyl-CoA carboxylase beta chain. The transcript has 2 exons. The record is from RefSeq and is a predicted model, not a curated record. Lineage: Eukaryota; Fungi; Ascomycota; Dothideomycetes. Gene Ontology annotation, molecular function: propionyl-CoA carboxylase activity. Bases 1 to 1749 code for a protein of 582 amino acids.